Molecule: messenger RNA, 723 nt
Organism: Olea europaea var. sylvestris
Lineage: Eukaryota; Viridiplantae; Streptophyta; Magnoliopsida; Lamiales; Oleaceae
Product: probable glutathione S-transferase
Exons: 2
Coding region: 1-723 (240 amino acids)
Biological process (GO): glutathione metabolic process
Cellular component (GO): cytoplasm
Molecular function (GO): glutathione transferase activity
Source: RefSeq, a predicted model, not a curated record
AUGGAACAAGUAAAACUAUAUGGUUUCGGGCCUAGCCCGUUUAGUUACAGAGUGAUAUGGGCUUUGAAGCUAAAGGGUGUGAGGUUUGAAUACAUUGAAGAAAACCUCCCUAUCAAGAGCCCGCAACUUUUGCAACUCAACCCGAUUCACAAGAAAGUUCCAGUGCUAGUUCAUGGAGGCAAACCAAUCUCUCAAUCUCUUGUAAUUCUUGAGUACAUUGAAGAAACUUGGCCCGAAAACCCUUUGUUGCCCAAAGAUGCAUAUGAAAAAGCUAUGGCCCGGUUUUGGAUCCGAUUUGCACAAGAGAAGUAUCCUACCCUAAAUACAUUCUUUCGAACUGUUGGACAAGAUCAAGAACUGGCAAUCAAAGAAGCACUACAAGUUCUGCAAAUUCUUGAAGAUCAAGCUUUAGGGAACAAAAAAUUCUUCACUGGCGAAACCGUUGGAUUAGUGGACUUAUCAUUUGGAUGGCUUGCUUAUUGGAACGAAUGCAUGGAAGAAACAGCAGGGACCAAGAUAAUAGAAUCAACCAAUUUACCACGUUUGCAUAAAUGGAUAGAGAAUUUCAAGCAAAAUCCAAUUAUUCAAGAAAAUCUUCCGUGCCGUGACAAUUUACUAGCAUAUUUGAGAACAAAACGAGAGAAGAUAGUCUUACGGCGUAGCCUUACAUCGAACGGUCAUAAACGGCAAUACAAUUUGUUACUUAGUAAUCCAACGUAUUAG